Molecule: messenger RNA, 4807 nt
Organism: Drosophila miranda
Lineage: Eukaryota; Metazoa; Arthropoda; Insecta; Diptera; Drosophilidae
Product: glutamyl aminopeptidase
Exons: 7
Coding region: 1639-4659 (1006 amino acids)
Biological process (GO): peptide catabolic process; proteolysis
Cellular component (GO): cytoplasm
Molecular function (GO): zinc ion binding; metalloaminopeptidase activity; peptide binding
Source: RefSeq, a predicted model, not a curated record
UUUGUGGAGAGACAAAAACUCCCAGCCUUGCACAAAUAACCCACUGGUGGUCCAAAUUGCGGAGCAGCCCUGUUUCAUCCGGACCUACCUGCUCCACGGUGUGUCCGUGUCCGUGUCCGCGGGGGAUGCUCUUCGCCGCUCUCAACUUUCCCACGCUUAAGCAGGUAGACCUCAUGUGGCGCCUGACGUGCUCAUGAAUGAAAUUUGUCCGAUCUCAUUCAGUCGGCGGGAAUUCCCCGAUUCCCACUGGACAAUAUCAAUGCCCGUUGCCCGAUGCCGAUGAUUCGGAAUCGGGUUUGUUUGGGUUUUGGAUUGUGUCUGUCCUCUCUGUCCUGUCUGGGUUUGUAUCUGCAUUUGAUCCUGUAUUUUGCCUGGCGGCAGGCUGGCCAGGCAAGCCAAUUAUAUAACAAAACAUAUGACAAAUAGUUUUUAGUGCUGCAGGCCUGGAUAUAAUUUGGGAAAUUAAUUGCGCUUUGUGGUAAGCUGCUGGGAAGAAUACCCAGCCAGGACUGUUGCUGUCCUUGUUGAUGCUGUUGGUAUUUUCGGCAAAAGUUAAUACCCCGGAUUAGGCCAAAUGACGCUUAAGACCAUUGUCCGCAAGGCGAAAAAAGGGAAUUUAUGGUAAAAUGAUGAAAGUCGUGAUAAGAAAUGGAGAUUGAUAGUAAAAUAAAGAAAGAUAAUUAUGUAGAUGUAUGGAUGGUGGCCUCACACAAACAGACAUAUGCUCUUACAGUCUGAAUCCUCAAGAUAUGAAGAAAUGAAUGGAAUAGUAAUGAACAAAUUGAAGAAAUUAUAUACAGAUUAAUCUUAUCAAUGAACUCAUAUUCGUGGUACUUUAAAGAUAAUUGAGUUAUGAUAGUACAUACAACAACGUUUCCCGUAAAUUGAGGUGAACCCUUCAUCAAGAUAGCAAUAAACACUAAUUUACAAUGUCGAUUAUUAGAGAACUUCACUCAACGACAAAGUCAUUAUAAAUACACAAACGAUACGGCGAGUAGUAUGCCAGGCGUUGCGAAAAUGUGUGCGGAAAUUUGGUUGAUUGGGUUUUAACACAAUGAAAAUACCGAUUCUCUAAUUAGGUCGAAAAUCUUGCGGCACCGGAAAAGGGUUUUUUAGGCCUAAGCGCCGGAUAAUACAGGGAGAAACAGAGAAAGGGCGAGAAGCCGGGCAGGUAGUCUGAAUUUUGCUCAAUUGGUCUCCGUUUUCAUAUGCCCGGAGACACACACAUGGGCAUCGGCGAUGUGGAAACUUAGAGAAGUGGCACUGGGAGUUUCUGGGCUCGGCUCAGUAGCCAGAUUGGAAUUUCGGAUGGAAGAGGAAAAACGCGACAGAUCUUUGGCAUUUCUAACUUUAAUCAAAGCGAAGCGUGCUGCCAGCGCUCGGCGCCAUGACAUGACAGGGCCAAUAAAUUCGAACGAUCCUCGGGAGUACAUAUGUUUGCUCUCCGUCUAAUACCAGUCGAUGAGCCGGCGCACGAUUAGAUUAGCAAUCAGCGACGAGCGGUAUCACCCGUGUCCAAUUAAGAUAUAGGGGCCCACUCGAGGGUACUCGUGGUUACCUGGCUCCCAGCCCCAUUCGGCUGGGCUUAGUGUCGCUUUGGAUGCGGGCCGUACUGGAUUAACGCGAGAAAGAUUGAGCAUGAUUAUCACAGCGAAACUGGUGGCCAUCGGCCUGAGCCUCGCCCUCACCGCCUUCACCGUCUCCACCAUUGUCCUGGCUGUGCAAAAGUCCAGUUUGAAGAGCGAUCUCCGCGAGGCCCAGGAAAAACUUGAUAUGCUGGAGGCGGGCCUGCAAACGACGUCAACCAGCACGGUGGCUCCUCCGAGCACAGGAACACCUUCAGAAACUGACCCAUCGAGCCCUACCUCAGCCCCUGAAACCACCGCAGAUCCGAUCACCACCGCAGCUCCGGUCACCACCGCAGCUCCAGUCACCACCGCAGCUCCGGUCACCACCGCAGCUCCGGUCACCACCGCAGCUCCAGUCACCACCGCAGCUCCGGUCACCACCGCAGCUCCGGAAGAGAAGAUUGACUAUCGCCUCCCCAGCCGCUUGGAGCCCACCCACUACGAUCUUUAUCUGUUCCCCAAUGUGGAGACCGGAGAGUUUAAUGGGCAGGAAACGAUUACCCUUACCGUCCACGAGGCAACCGAUACCAUUGUCCUGCACUCCCUGGACCUGAACAUUUCGAGCGUGUCUGUCCUUAAGGCCGACUUUUCAAGCGUAGAAGUCUCGGAUAUCAGCUUCGACGCGGUGAGGGAGUUUCUGGUUCUGCAGCUGGCAGAAGAGCUGAGCGCGGGCAUUAACGUGGACCUACAUCUGGGAUUCGCGGGAUCCAUGGCCAACAAGAUUGUGGGACUGUACAGUUCGUCGUAUGUUAAGGAGGAUGAGAGCCGCAAGGUGAUAGCGACGUCCAAGUUUGAGCCCACCUAUGCCCGCCAGGCCUUCCCCUGCUUCGAUGAGCCGGCCCUGAAGGCCACCUUCCAGAUAACCCUCGUGCACCCCGUCGAUGGCGACUACCAUGCCCUGUCCAACAUGAACGUGGAGUCCGAAGUCAAUCAGGGGGCCUACACCGAAGUAACCUUCUCCAAGAGCGUGCCCAUGAGCACCUACCUGGCCUGUUUCAUUGUCUCUGACUUCACCGCGAAAUUCGUUGAGGUGGACACCAAAGGCAUUGGCGAGACCUUUACAAUGGGCGUUUACGCCACCCCCGAGCAGAUCGGAAAGGUCGAUUUUGCCACGGAAGUGGGCAAGGGUGUAAUUGAGUACUACAUUGACUACUUCCAAAUCGAGUAUCCCCUGCCCAAGCUGGACAUGGCAGCCAUUCCCGACUUCGUGUCCGGUGCCAUGGAGCACUGGGGCCUGGUCACCUUCCGCGAGACUUCCCUUCUGUACGAUGCCGAGACGAGUUCUGCGACCAACAAGCAGCGCAUUGCCUCCGUCAUUGCCCACGAGUUCGCUCACAUGUGGUUUGGAAAUUUGGUGACCAUGAAUUGGUGGAACGAUCUUUGGCUGAACGAGGGCUUUGCCAGCUUCAUCGAGUACCUUGGCGUGGAUUCAGUCUUCCCCGAAUGGAAAAUGAGGGACCAGUUCAUUUAUAGCACAUUGCAUGCAGUUCUGACCUUGGACGGAACUUUGGGCUCCCAUCCAAUCAUCCAGACCGUGGAGAACCCCGACCAGAUCACGGAAAUCUUCGACACCAUCACCUACUCCAAGGGAUCCUCGCUGGUGCGCAUGGUGGAGGACUUUCUGGGCGAGACCAUCUUCCGCCAGGCCGUGACCAACUAUCUGAAUGAGUACAAGUACACAACCGCCGAGACGUCCAAUUUCUUCGCCGAGAUCGAUAAGCUGGGUCUGGACUACAAUGUGACCGCCAUCAUGCUGACGUGGACAGUCCAGAUGGGUCUGCCAGUUGUCACGGUGGAGAAGAUCUCCGAAACUGAAUACAAAUUGACGCAGAAGCGCUUCUUGUCGAAUCCCAACGACUAUGACGCUGAUCACGAGCCCUCGGAAUUCAACUACCGCUGGUCAAUACCCAUCACAUACACCACCAGCGGCGAGUCGACUGUGCAGCGGGUCUGGUUUUACCAUGACCAGAGCGAAAUCACCAUUACUCUGCCAGCUGCUGUGCAGUGGAUCAAAUUCAACUCUGAGCAAGUGGGCUACUACCGAGUAAACUAUGCUGAGGCGCUGUGGGAGUCGUUGGCCACAGAGCUUGUGACCACGCCCAGUACCUUUAGUUCCGGAGAUCGCGCCUCCCUGCUGAACGACGCCUUCGCCCUUGCGGACUCCACGCAGCUGCCGUACGAGACCGCUUUCGACAUGACCAAGUAUCUGGACAAGGAGGAGGACUAUGUGCCCUGGAGCGUGGCCGCCUCGAAGCUGACAUCUCUUAAGCGUACACUCUACUAUACGACCAGCUACGUGAAGUACAAGAAGUAUGCGACGGCUCUGAUCGAACCCAUCUACACUGCCCUCACUUGGACAGUGGGAGAGGAUCACCUGGACAAUCGUCUUCGGGUGACGGCCUUGAGUGCCGCCUGUUCCCUGGGUCUGGAAUCUUGCCUCAGCGAGGUGGGAGAGCAGUUUAACAGUUGGCUGGUUAAUCCCGAUGAGCGCCCCAAGCCAGAUCUCCGCGAGACCAUCUACUACUACGGCAUGCAAUCGGUGGGAAACCAAGAGAUCUGGGAGAAGGUCUGGGAGCUGUUUGUCAACGAGGCCGAUGCCAGCGAGAAAUCGAAGCUGAUGUACGGCCUGGCCGCUGUGCAGGAGCCCUGGAUCCUGCAGCGCUACAUUGACCUGGCCUGGAACGAGGAGUACGUGCGAGGUCAGGACUACUUCACCUGUCUGACUUACAUUGCGGCCAAUCCGGUGGGCGAGUCCCUGGUCUGGGAGUAUGUGCGCGAGAACUGGCAGAAGUUGGUAGAUCGCUUUGGGCUGAACGAGCGGUAUCUGGGCAACCUUAUACCGUCGAUCACGGCUCGCUUCAGCACCCAGACGAAGCUCGAGGAAAUGGAGUACUUCUUCGAGAAGUAUCCCGAAGCAGGAGCCGGAACUGCGGCACGCGUGCGCGCCCUGGAGACGGUGAAGAACAACAUUGUCUGGUUGUCCGAAAAUCUCGAAGCCGUCGACGCCUGGCUGGACAAUCAGCAACUGUAGAUCGAGGUUGAAGCGGACGAGAAUGAGUCCAGAAAGUGGCCAUCAUCGUACAUUGGUCUUUUUUUUUAGCUUGUACUCAUAUAAUGGCUGCUAUAAAGCGACUAUGCUUAACAACUGAAAAUAAAGAUAAGCUAGUUUUGGGAAAAAA